GCAAUAUCCUCUUCCUGCUACACACACAUUUGUAGCAGACGACAGGACCACAUCUGUAGCAGACGACAAGACCUCAUCUGUAGCAGAAGACAGGAGCAAUAGUGCUCACAAUGGCGACUGGUCAAGGCUCCAACUUCCACCCCGAUGAUGACGCUGGCGUCCUCAGGAAGGCGAUGAAAGGACUAGGUACAGACGAAGAUGCCAUUAUACAGGUUUUGGGACACCGCUCUAACGCUCAAAGACAAGAGAUCAAGAGAAUUUACGAAGUCAUGUUUGCAAGGAAUCUAAUAAAAGACUUGAAAAGCGAGUUGGGAGGAAAUCUUCUGAAAGUCGUCCUUGCUUGUAUGAGACCCCCUGCUGAGUUUGACGCCAGGGAGCUCAGUAAAGCCAUGGAGGGCCUCGGAACGGACGAGGAACUGUUGAUUGAAAUCAUGUGUAGCAGGACUACUGACGAACUCCGGGAAAUUAAAAUGGCGUAUGAAAAAAAAUACAAGAAAACUCUGGAAGACAGUCUGAAAAGCGAGACGUCUGGGGAUUUCAAAAGACUAAUGGUUUCCUUGACAACGUGUGGUCGUUUUGAGGAUUCAGCUGUGGACCUCCAGAAAGCAGAAGCAGAUGCAAAGAAAUUAUACAAUGCUGGCGAGAAGAGGUGGGGCACGGAUGAAGCGGUAUUCAACUCCAUCCUGGCGUUACAAAGUUACUCCCAGCUACGGGCGGUGUUCGAUAUGUACGUCAAGGUAGCCAACAAGGACAUUGAGGACUCCAUUAAGAGCGAAAUGUCAGGGGACCUCGAGGCUGGAAUGCUAGCGAUAGUCAGAAUCGUCAAAAACAGCGCAGAAUUCUUCGCCAAAAAACUCUACAAGUCCAUGAAGGGCGCCGGAACAAAUGACGAUGAUUUAAUCAGGGUAUUAGUCUCAAGGUCAGAGAGGAAUAUGGACGCAAUAAAAAAAGAGUUUGAAAAACUCUAUGGACAAAGCUUAGCUCAGUUCAUCGAGAACGACACCUCUGGAGACUACAAGAAGAUGUUACUGGCCCUCAUCUCAUAAUUAUACGGAACACAUUUGCAAUGCCAACUAUAAAAACUUGCCUUAAAGAACGUAAAUUUAUCAAGAAUUUGUGUAAAUAUGACAAAAAAUAAAGGAACGAGUAUUAAAACUUAUGAAUUUCUUUAUUUAU
This is a messenger RNA of Magallana angulata, 1176 nucleotides long. RefSeq names its product annexin A4-like. The record is from RefSeq and is a predicted model, not a curated record. Lineage: Eukaryota; Metazoa; Mollusca; Bivalvia; Ostreida; Ostreidae. Gene Ontology annotation, cellular component: cytoplasm. The transcript is spliced from 11 exons. The coding region runs from base 111 to 1046 and encodes 311 amino acids. Gene Ontology annotation, molecular function: calcium-dependent phospholipid binding; calcium ion binding.